AUGGUGGAUCCCGACGUCUAUUACUCUCGUUUUCCAGAAGACCAUUAUCAUCAGUAUGAAUAUUAUGCAAGUUUGGCAAGACCCGAGUUUUUUGAUGAAGAUAUUUCUCACAAUUCCAGCUACAGUAGUCCUGCUCAACGUAGUUUCACUCCGGCGGUUCUGAACGAGCCGUUAUACGACAAUGAUCCACCUACCAUUGAUGAAGAGCCCGUUCCAGACGUUAUUCAGAUUAAAAAGAAAACUAAAAAAGUGAAAACAAAAAAGAAGAAAAAGUUCACCUGCUCUCACUGCAAGAAACCAACAAUCAGAAAACAUAUUCAUCCGAAAACAGGACUCAUUGUGUGUCGAUCAUGCUAUUUAUUCUUCCAGAAAUACGGACGGGACAAAAAGCUGGUAGUUGAGAUAUGUAGCAACUGUAAACUGCUCAUGGGGGACAAAGAGCAUCCAGUGACUGCUGUCUCGUUGUGCAGAUGCCAAAACUGCAAGACAAAUAAAAGUGAGGGAAAUCAUCCGGUGACUGAUAUAGCAUUGUGCAAGCCGUGCCUCGCCUACUAUAAACGAAACGGACGAGAUCGUUCAAAUUUUUCACGCGAUCAAUCAUUUCGGAAAAACAAAUUAAACCCGAUUCAUAGCAAUCAACAUUCAUUCCACAAGGGAAAUCAAUAUUGA
Messenger RNA from Caenorhabditis remanei, 669 nucleotides. RefSeq lists its product as uncharacterized. Lineage: Eukaryota; Metazoa; Nematoda; Chromadorea; Rhabditida; Rhabditidae. The record is from RefSeq and is a predicted model, not a curated record. The transcript is spliced from 7 exons. The coding region runs from base 1 to 669 and encodes 222 amino acids.